AUGAAGGUUUCAGCAUCCAAGGAUCGCAGGCUACUUUCUCAUACGGGGCCAGCUGUCGUCUUUGAAAGCUCAGCCGAUUUAGCACGACGGAUCGAUGACCCAGAACUGCCCAUUACGGCGGACUCUGUUCUUGUUCUUCAAGGAAUAGGCCCCGUUGGCAACCCCGGUAUGCCCGAAGCGGGCCUAAUCCUAACACCACGCAAGCUUGCUUCCGCAGGCGUGAAAGACAUGCUGCGUCUUUCGGACGGUGGAAUGUCUGGGACGGCUGGAGGCACAAUCGUUCUUCACAUUUCUCCCGAAUCCGCACUGCCUGAAUCGCCGUUCGGGGUGGUGCGAACCGGCGACCUCAUCACCUGUGACGGAGAGCGGCGCAUUCUGCGAGUAGAAAUCUUAGACGAGGAAUUGGCGGCGCGUCUUGACGAGCGAAAACGGCAAGUCAUCGAGAGCAAGGACCCUGUCGGACGGCAAGGAAGAAAAAGAGGCUACCUUGGCCUGUACGAGCGCAGCGUCAACCAAGCGCAACACGGGCCAGAUUUUGAUUUUCUUGCGGCCAAUGAGUAG
This is a messenger RNA of Aspergillus affinis, 561 nucleotides long. It is a transcript of the gene ilv3C, whose product is annotated as putative dihydroxy-acid dehydratase. Bases 1 to 561 code for a protein of 186 amino acids. The transcript has a single exon. Gene Ontology annotation, molecular function: hydro-lyase activity. The record is from RefSeq and is a predicted model, not a curated record. Lineage: Eukaryota; Fungi; Ascomycota; Eurotiomycetes; Eurotiales; Aspergillaceae.